Oncorhynchus kisutch (coho salmon) is the source of this 9372-nucleotide messenger RNA. Its product is annotated as FRAS1-related extracellular matrix protein 2. Gene Ontology annotation, cellular component: membrane. Gene Ontology annotation, biological process: cell communication; anatomical structure morphogenesis. The record is from RefSeq and is a predicted model, not a curated record. Lineage: Eukaryota; Metazoa; Chordata; Actinopteri; Salmoniformes; Salmonidae.
AUGCUACUAUUUUAUAGAUUGAUCCUCCUUGCCGCGUCGCUGUCGGGUAGCGGCGUGGCACAGCUCACAGAUAGCUACGGAUUAUCUUUCCCGUUGAGGUCAGAACUGUCUGAGGAUGCGAUACUGGUGGCAAAUAACGGAAUACGCGUGCCUUUCGGGAGAUCCGUUUUCAUUGAUCCUGUCAAUGAUUUGGUGAUUCAAACGCAACCGGGGGACCGGUGCAGUAUCACCGUUCUGGAUAACCAGCCGCUUUCCCAGAGACCCGGGCAACUGUCUCCCAAAAAGUUUCCGUGUGAUUUCGGUCCCAACGACGUCACAUACUCCCACUUCGGCUCGAGGAGCCUGGCUAAAGACAGAGUGAGGCUACAGCUCAGGUAUGAUACUCAAACCGAAACCGUUAUCAUCCCAUUCAUGACGGAGGUAGAAGUGGUUUUUACGCAACUGGAGGUCCUCACCAAAAACAUGCCGCUGACCGUUGCUAAAUUGAACGGCGUUAGUAAUGCCAUUGAUAAAACGAUUUUGGAAUUCACUUAUGACAGAAACUCUCAAAAAUGCAAGGUGAAUUCUUUAGCGAGUGGUAGCGCUCUCCCCAAGUACGGAAGACUUGUAGAUGAUGGACUCACUAAAAUUAUGGACUGUGACGAAUUCAUUCAAUCUGACAUCCGUUACAAGCACACGUUUGUUCACAAAUCCCCCAACAGAGACUAUGUGCCCAUGGUUGUUGAACUAUGUGAUAAAGAGGGAAACAAAGUAAACGAGGAGUAUUUCCAACUGAUGAUCCAUAUCAAGGAGGGAGUGGCGAACACUCCUCCUAAACCCAGCUUCAUGGCAAUGCUGAUGAUGGAGGUGAGUCAGUUUGUGAUGACAGCUCUGACCACUGACAUGCUGGCUGCGGAGGACCUGGAGUCGAACCCUGAUGAACUUAUCUUCAACAUCACCUCCCCCCUCUCUUAUGAGGAUGGUUAUAUAGUUAGCACGGAUGACAGGAACCUACCCAUCACCUCGUUUUACCAGAGUGACCUACGGGACCUGAAAAUAGCCUACAAGCCCCCCUCCCUGGACUCAGACAUGGAGAGGAUCUUUCAGAUAGAGUUUGAGGUGGUGGAUCCGGACGUGGCUGUCUCGGACCCCUUUGCGUUCAUGAUUGUGGUGAAGCCGAUUAACUCUCUGGCGCCGGUCGUGACGCUGAACACGGGUCAGCUGCUUUACGAAGGUCAGUCCCGCCCCCUUUUCUCUACCCACAACCUGGAGAUUAGUGACGAGGACGACCUGGACAGCGUUACGGUAACCGUUGUUGACGGGCUCCGCCACGGCGACCUCACAGUCCUGGGGUUGCGCAGGAAGUACUUCACGGCUGCCGACCUGAAUACGGGUGUGGUCAUCUAUCAACAUGAUGGCAGCGACACGUACAGUGACAACAUCGUCUUCAGAAUGACAGAUGGAAAGAACCAGGUGGAGUUCCUGUUUCCCUUGACGAUUGUUCCCACGGAUGACGAGCCUCCCAUCAUCAACAUCAACACUGGUCUUGUGCUCUUCAAGAACCAGAUUAUGGCUAUCUCUCCUCUGAUGCUCAGCGCCGCUGACAUCGACUCAGAAGAUUCCACGAUCAAAUUCAUGAUCGAGCCCCCAUUCUCAACCAUCGGGGGGUUGCUGCUGAGGCAGUCCGACGCCCCAGAGGACCCCGAGUCAUGGAAGUUCAAUGCUGAGGAUGAGGUGUAUGAGAAGGAGGUGACAGAGUGGCUGCAGAAAGACAUCACAGAUGGGAAGGUGUUCUAUAAACACACCGGACCACAUAACACUGACACAGUCAUAGACCAGUUUGUGUUCAAAGUUCAUGACGACAAUGACCCGCCUAACGAAUCGGGCGAGAGCACGUUCACCAUCAGGGUUCUACCCAUCGACGACCUUCCCCCUGAGCUUUUUCCCGGUACCACGCUCCAAGUGACUGUUCAGGAGUACCAGCUGACUCAUUUCGGUAAGAACAUGCUUCUCUACACUGAUCUAGACUCUGAGGAGCACGACCUGAAAUACACAGUGAUCCAGCCGCCAACAGACACAGACGAGAACAGCCCGGUGGUGUUCGGGUCCAUUGUUCUGACUGAGAGCCCCGACACUGAGGUCAACGAGUUCACACAGGCUCAGGUCAACCACCACAAGAUAUCCUACAGUCCUCCAGACCAGGAGCUGGGCAUCACGGCUCACGUCCUCCAGUUCCGGUUCUCUGUCGAAGACACGGCCGGGAAUAGCGUCGAGGGGGCUUUCAGGAUUUUCCUGCAGCCAGUUGACAACAAACCACCACAGAUCACUAACACUGGCUUUUCUGUGUUUGAGCAAGGCAUGCAUGUGAUAUCCAGUGCUGAGUUGGACACAUCAGACCCAGACACAGACAGUAAACAGAUAUCGUUUACCCUCAGCCAGCCUCCGCUGCACGGUCAAGUCCAGCAUGCCUUCUCAGACCUACCCAAAGGGGGAGCUUUUUUCCUAGAGGACAUCUCGGACAGGAAGGUCAUAUACGUCCAAAACGGCGACGAGACAGUGAGCGACGUGUUCCAACUCGACGUCAGCGAUGGGAUCCAUGUUGUCACGGUUAAAGUCAGAGUCGUCGUGAAGCCCGUUGACGACGAGACGCCGGCCGUCAGUUUACCAGCCGGGACGGUCGGUUCACAUAUGGACGUCCUAGAGAAUGGAGCUAUGGAGAUCACUACGAGUGUCCUCCAGGGGUGGGACGAGGACACCGACGACCUCCAGCUGACCUUCAUCAUCGAGAAAGCGCCCGUGUUUGGUGUCAUCCUGGUUGCCGGGGCACAUGCCGUGAAGUUCACCCAAGUCGACAUCAUCAACGGUUUAGUGGUGUAUGUCCACACCGGCGGAGAGAUUGGGCUGACGUCCAUCAUGGACAGCUUCAACCUCACCCUAACUGACAUGUCAGAUGAUUGGUCAGUGGGCGGGAACACGGUCAACGGUGUCCACGUCCGUGUCACAAUCAUCCCCGUUGACAACCAGGCCCCUGAGGUAACCGUGGGUGACCAGUUCAUCGUUGUCGAAGGAGAGAAGUAUGCCAUCGGAACACAGUAUUUAAAGGCCGAAGACAAAGACACAACCAGUGAUGAUAUUCUCUGCACCAUCAUCGUCCAGCCCACGUCUGGUUAUGUGGAGAAUAUCUCCCCAGCUCCUGGAUCAGAGAGUUCACGGUCAGGGACGGCAGUCAGCGCCUUCUACAUCAGAGACAUCACAGAAGGACAUGUAUAUUAUGUUCAGAGUAUCCACAAGGGGUUAGAACCCGUAGAGGACAGGUUCACAUUUAGAUGCUCCGACGGUAUCAACUUAUCAAAAAGGCAUUUCUUCCCUAUUGUGAUUAUUCCGGCUAAUGAUGAAAAGCCAGAGAUUUACUUGAGGGAGAUAGUUGUGAUGGAGGGGAUGAAUAUAGUCAUAGACACUCAUCUCCUGAACGGAGCAGACACUGAUAUCCCAGCAGAGGAGCUGACUUUCAUCAUCUCCAAACUGCCCAAACACGGCUUUAUCCUCAAUCAGCUAGCCACAGGCUCAGUCCCAGUCAUAAACUUCACCUUAGAGCAGAUUAGGGAAGCUUCCAGUUUCAUCUACGAACAUGACGACUCUGAGACCACCGAGGACAGCUUUGACGUCAUUCUAACAGACGGGAAAUAUUCAGUAGAGAGAACCGCGAUGGUUAUGAUCAUCGGCCUCGACGACGAGAUGCCGAGAAUGCUGGUUAAUGUCGGUCUGGAGGUGGAAGUAGGUGAGGCGAAAGAGAUCAACAACAAGGUCCUCAAAGCCACCGAUCUAGACUCGGACGAUGGAGCGUUGACGUAUGUGAUCCGCUUCGGUCCUGUUCAGGGUGUUCUUCAGAGGAAAACCCCAUCUGGUUCUCUGGAGAACAUCAUGUUAGGCAUGAAUUUCACACAGAGGGAUGUGGACAAAAGGUUGAUCGUUUACACACACAAUGGUCAGGAAGGCAUCUGUGACCUGGUCAAGUUUGACGUCACCGACGGCAUGAACCCUCUGAUCGAUCGUUACUUCUACAUCACCAUCAGCAGCAUCGACAUGGUCUUCCCAGACGUGGUCAGCAAGGGAGUCUCUCUGAAGGAAGGCGGUAGAGUAACAUUGACCACAGAUCUUCUCAGUACUAGCGAUCUCGACAGUCCAGAUGAACGUUUGGUGUUCACCAUCACCAGAGCUCCAGUUAGAGGACACCUGGAGUGUAGUGAUACACCAUGGAUCCCCAUCGUGUCAUUCACCCAACUCCAGCUGGCUGGCAGUAAAGUCUACUACAUCCAUACCUCGGACGACGAAGUCAAGAUGGACAGUUUUGAGUUUGAGGUAACCGACGGUUACAACCCGGUUUUCCGUACUUUCCGAGUCGCUGUCGUGGAAGUGGAUAACAAGAAACCAGUUUUAACGUUUCACAGACUCGUGGUCACCGAGGGGCAGAGUAAACUCCUCACGCCAAUCGAGCUGACCGCAGAGGACCAGGACACAGCUGACCUGUUGUUGAAGUUCACCGUCACCCAACCACCAGCGCACGGAAAACUCCUCUAUAACCACACCUCACCUGUCACCAUCUUCACCAAGCAAGACCUCAGCGAGAACCUCAUCAGCUACAAACAUGAUGGCACCGAGACCUCAGAAGAUUCCUUCUCAUUUACUAUGACCGACGGGAUGCACACUGACUUCUACGUGUUCUCCGACACGGUGUUCGAGACACGGCGCCCACAGACAAUGAAUAUCACGGUGGUGGCCAUAGAUAACAGUGUCCCUCAGCUGGUGGUGAAUAAGGGCGCCCCGUCACUGAGGAUCCUGUCCACGGGGCACCUGGGGUUCCUCGUGACCUCCACGGUUCUACGGGCGUUAGACAGGGACAGCGUUCCGGCUUCCUUAGCGUUCCACGUCACCACGGAACCCAAGCAUGGUUACCUCAUCAAUCUGGGCAAAGGGAACGACUCCAUCGACACCUUCAGUCAAGCUGACAUUGAUGACCUAAAGAUCUGCUAUGUGUUAAGAAAUGAAGAGAGGGCAACCACAGACCUCUUCCUCUUCUCUGUUGAAGACAACGGUGGAAACAAGCUGAAGGAGCAGCAGUUCCGUCUGGACUGGUCCUGGAUCUCUCUGGAUAGAGAGCACUACGUUGUGGACGAGCAGGACACGUUCCUGGACGUGGUCCUCAAACGACGAGGGUAUCUGGGAGAAACCUCCUUCAUAGGUAUUGGUACCCAGAGCGGCAGUGCAGAGAAUGACCAGGCCUUUAAGGGUCACUCCCAGAAGCAGGUACAGUUUAUCCCUGGCCAGACACGUGCCACCUGGCGUGUUGUGAUCCUUGCCGACGGGAUCUUUGAACAGUCUGAAACCUUCCGGAUCCUUCUGUCUGAGCCCGUUAUGGGAGCACUGGAAUUCCCUGCCACCGCCAUGGUGGAAAUACUGGGCCCUUCCGACGAGUCCACAGUGUUCAUCCCUCAGUCCAGUUACUGGAUAAAGGAGGAUGUUGGAGAGAUGCUGGUACCUGUCCACAGGAGUGGAGACAUCAGCCAGGAACUCAUGGUGAUCUGCUAUACUCAGCAGGGUUCAGCCACUGGUACCAUCCCCUCUACAGUCCUGUCCUACUCUGACUAUAUUUCCAGGCCAGAGGAGUACGCCAGCAUCCUGCGCUUCGACAAGGGAGAGACGGAGAAACAGUGUGGCGUGGUCGUCAUCGACGACUCCCUGUACGAGGUGGAGGAGAGCUUCAACGUAACGUUGUCCCUGCCCAUCGGAGGGUGCCUCGGUGCACACUACGCCACCACUAAAGUCAACAUAUAUCCAGACCAAGAUGAUGCUCCAGUGUUCUUUGGCGAGGUAGAGUACCGUGUGGAUGAGAGUGAUGGUCACGUGGAGGUUAGAGUGUUGAGGACAGGAACGGAUCUGUCCAAGACUGCUACCGUCACUGUGCGCUCACGCAAGACGGAGCUGGCCUAUGCAGAGGCUGGUGUGGACUACGUAGGGAUCAGUCGUAACCUGGACUAUGCCCCAGGGAUGAACCAGCAGACCUUCAGGGUGACAAUCCUGGAUGACCUGGGUCAGCCGGUGCUGGAGGGGCCAGAGACCUUCGAGCUGGUCCUCCACAUACCGGUGAAUGGCAUUCUGGGAGAACCGGGCAAGACCACUGUCUUCAUCAACGACUCCAUCUCCGACUUGCCCAAGGUCCAGUUCCAGGAGGCGUUGUAUACGGGGGAGGAGAGCGACGGUCGUAUCCUGGCAACAGUGUACCGUAGUGGUGACAUCAGCUACAAGUCCACCGUGCGCUGCUACACCCGACAGGGGUCAGCUCAGGUCACCACAGACUUCCAGGAACGACCCAACACGGACGUUUCCAUCAUCACCUUCCUGCCAGGGGAGGCGGCACAGAAGUGUGUGUUGUUGCUGGUCGAUGACACAGUCCACGAGGAGGGGGAGGAGCUUCGACUGGUCCUGGGGAACCACAAGAGCGAAUCACCUUUCGGGGCAUCGGUCGGAGAGCUGAAGGAGACCGCCAUCCUGAUUAAAGAUACUGCUGACAAGUCUAUUAUCAAGUUUGGAGAGACCGAGUUCAGUGUGAGUGAGCCCAAGGAGGCAGGCUCUGUUUCCUCGGUGAAGAUUCCAGUGCUGCGAUUGGGCGACACCUCCAAGUUGUCAGUGGUCCGAGUUUACACCAAGGACGGGUCAGCUACCUCAGGAGAGGACUACCAUCCUGUCUCAGAGGAUGUUACGUUUAAGCAUGGGCAGACGGAGCACGUUGUAGAGGUGCAGGUGUUGCAUGACAGAAUCAGAGAGAUGACAGAAGCCUUCACCGUUCACCUGAAACCUGACGACAACAUGGUGGUCGAAACGCAGAUGACUAAGGCCGUCGUGUACAUUGAGGAGACCAACGGUAUGGCCGACGUCACCUUCCCCUCCCCGCCUCAAGUGGUGUCUCUGCUGCAAUAUGACGACGUCAGCAAGACAGCGCAGGACCUCCACCCUCCUGCUGGCUACCCCAUUGUCUGUGUCACCGCCUGUAACCCUAAGUACCCUGACUACGACAAAACAGGCUCUAUCUGUGUCAGCGAGCACAUCGACAACACGCUGACACGCUACCGCUGGCUCGUCAGUGCCCCUGCUGGCCAAGAUGGGGUCACUGCACCCAUGAGAGAGGUGGACUUUGACACCUUCUUCACCUCCUCCAAGAUGAUCACCCUGGACUCUGUCUACUUCCAGGCCGGAUCCAGGGUGCAGUGUACUGCCAGGGCCGUCAACUCUAACAAACACGAGGGACUGGAGCUCAGCAGUCCCAUAGCUACUGUUAGUCUGGAGGAAGGUAUGUGCCCGCCUCGUAAGGUGGGCACUGUGGGUGCAGGGCCCUUCUCUGCCAAGCUACGCUACACCGGAGCAGAGGACCCAGACCACCCCAACCUCCUUAAACUCACUGUUACCAUGCCACACAUUGAUGGCAUGCUACCGGUCAUCUCAACCCGUCCUCUGUCUAACAUGGAGCUCACCCUCAGCCCUGACGGUUCUGGCAACCACCGCUGCUCCAACCUGCUAGACUACAGCGAGGUCACCACGGGUCACGGGUUUAUCACCGCGACGGCGAGGAACGCGGAGAGCGUAGGCGACACCUCCCCCUACCAGUACAGCACCCCAAUGCGGGGGGACAACGCAUUACGUUUCUAUAGUAACCUCAACCUAGAGGCCUGCCUAUGGGGAUUCACCAGUUACUAUAACAUGUCUGAACUACUCACUGACUGUGGAGGGACCAUCAGGACAGACAGACAGGUGCUGAAUCUGGUCCAAUCAUACGUGACUCUGAGUGUUCCACUGCACGUGUCAUACGUGUUCCACUCCCCAGGGGGUGCGGGGGGCUGGCAGCAUUUUGACCUGCAGUCUGAGCUCCGCCUCACCUUUGUGUACGAUACUGCCAUGCUGUGGAAGGACGGCAUCGGGAGUCCACCGCAGGCUGAGUUACAGGCUGUCCUAUACCCCACCAGUAUGCGUAUCAACGAGCAGGGUCGUCUGGUGGUCAACUUCAAAACCAAGGCUCGCUUCAGAGGUCUGUUUGUCGAGGCCCACUCUGAAGGCAGGAUCAAGAGCACAGCAUCCUCUCUGUCAUCCAUGGUGAUGUGUGAAGACAACCCUGGCCUGACCUUUAACCUCAGCCUGGUGAGGAGUGAACCCACCUACAACCAGCCUGUCCAGCAGUGGACAUUCACAUCAGACUUUGCUGUGCGUGACUAUUCUGGUCCAUACAGAGUGAAUCUGAUUCCCUGUACUACAGCCCAGAACAUGGAGUACACCGUCCCCCCUGUCUGUAACCCCGGAGAGCCUGUCCCCUUCCACCUGGACAUACGCUUCCAACAGGUCAGUGAACCAGUAUCAGUGGAGUUCAGUCUCAACACUCAGAUAUUCCUGCUGUCCAAGAGGAACCUGUGGCUGUCUGACGGAUCCAUGGGCUUCGGACAGGAGAGUGGCGUGGCCUUCUCAGAGGGUGAUACUAUCUACGGUCUUGUGAUGGUGGACCCUGUUCAGAACCUGGGGGACUCUUUUUUCUGCAACAUAGAGAAGGUGUACCUGUGCACCGGCGUGGAUGGAUACGUACCCAAGUACAACCCCACUAACUUUGAGUUUGGAUGUCUGGCUGAAUCUCCCUCUCUGCUCUACCACUUCAAGAUCUUAGACAAGGCCCAGCCCGAGACUCAGGCCCGUGGGUUUGGUGAUGUGGAUUUUAAUGCAAUGUUGGCUGUAGACGACCCCUCAGCUCUCUCUCUGGUCAGACAGCCUGGGACAGAUGGAUUCAGACUGGACUCUACGGCCAUGUUCCAGGUGGCUGCGGGUCGUGAGUGGUUCAUCCACACCAUCUACACCAUCCGCCCCAAAGACAACGACAACCACGGCAUCGGCAAGAGGAGCCUCGAGUACCAUCACUCCCUGGUUGCCACGGGCAACGACCUCUCCAUUACCCCCAGGGUCAAAGGUCAAGGUCACCGUGUGAGGAGGUCAGCCAGUGGUUUGGUCGGAGCGGCGGUCCCCGACGUGGCCGAUGACAUUGGAGCAGACAACAACCGUGGCACCAACAUCAUGCACAUCGCCCUGGACCGUACCAAGAGGAGGGCAGCGGGGGGGGUGGAGCUGUACGCCGACCGUCUGGAACCAAGGGAGCUGAGCAGGGGGGAGGGGGACGAGGGGUUGCCGACGGUGGUGGGGUGGUUGGUGGGAAUGCUGCUUACCUUCCUCCUCAUCAUCAUCCUCGUCCUGGUGGUCCGGUACAGACAGAAGGAGGAGAGGAAAGAGAGGGUGUGGGGGUCGGCGAGCACGGAAGGGAUGAUGGUGGCGAGGAUGGACGACUGCAGCAACAGCUCAGAGGUCUAA